Messenger RNA from Chroicocephalus ridibundus (black-headed gull), 693 nucleotides. RefSeq lists its product as uncharacterized. Lineage: Eukaryota; Metazoa; Chordata; Aves; Charadriiformes; Laridae. The record is from RefSeq and is a predicted model, not a curated record. Bases 1 to 693 code for a protein of 230 amino acids. The transcript is spliced from 2 exons.
AUGCAGAACAGAUCGCUAGGCAGCAAGAUUUAUCACUGUCUCCGAAGGAGAUGUGCCCGGCGGAACAGGGGCUACAGUGAUGAGAUCUCACACCACCCAGGACACUGCAGUAGCAGCCUCCAGGGACAUGGCUCCAUCUUCUGUGGUGGGGAAGGCUCAGUCAUCUACAGCAGGGGACCUUCAUCCUGCCCGUUCAUGCCAACAUCUUCCACCUACAGCAUUGGAGGGGGAUACAGAUGUGGCGGUGAGGGAUCUGUUGCGAUAAGCUGUGGUGACAGUGGGGAGACAUCUGGCCGGGGCAUUGCAGGGGGGACAGUCCCAGUCUAUGGCACUGGGGGCAGAAUAGGGUGCGGCUCUGAGGGCUCAGGCUGGAACAUCAUUGAUAGCUGCGGGGAUGGUGGACCCAGCGGCCACAGUGGGAAAUUGAGCAUCACUGAGGGAGGAGGCUCUGGAUACGGAUAUGAUGUGUCACCUAGAGAAAAGGCCUUAACAACAUACGGGGGCAGUGGUGGGUCAGGCUACUAUAGUGGAGGAUCAGGCUAUGACAUUGGGGGAUGCGCAAGCCAAGAGCUCAGCUCUGGAGGCGGUGGGUCCUCCCAGGCCAUGCAGCAGAAGUGCCCCGUGGUGGUCCCCAACAUAGAGGCUCACCAGAGCAAGAAGACCAACCACUGGCCCCCCAGCCAGAAGAAGUGA